UGAGCCUAAAAGAGAGCAUCACAAGAUCAGGAGGACAUCCUGACAAGAUUUAAGGUGGUGAACGGUGCACCAGGUGGAAAUGUCAUAAAGUUGGUGACAAGACAAUUUGCUUCAACUGUGUAGAACUGUUGCUCUUUUCAAUGACACCCUGAUAAGCAUUUCCAUGGUGCACCACCCACCACCUUAAUUAAAUCUUGUGAAUAAGCUGAUGCUCUCUUAAGGCUUCAGGACAUCUUUCAAUUCAAAAUACAGAUACCUGCACAUGUACAAUAAUAAAAGUAAUAAUAAAAAUUAAUAGUAAAAGUCAGCAGUUGACUUCCAUAUAUGGAAGUCAUUGCUGUGUCUGCUUAGCCCUGUUACAAUAACUCUGCAAAACCCUGUACCCAAAAUAUUAUAGUCAGCAGUUGACUUCCAUAUAUAUGGAAGUCUUUGCAGUGUCUGUUUAGCCCUGUUGCAAGGAUUUUGCAAAACCCUGUAGAGCAUCAGCUUGAAAUAAGUGAAAGAAUGGACUCCACUAACAGCAGCUCAGGGGACCAUACAAAGCCAGUGAUGAGAAAGAGAUGCAAGUAUCAAGUGAGGUGGUUCUAUUCAAAAGGAGCAUUUCUUAUUCUACUGUGGACUACACUUAUCAGUGCACUUCUGGGAUUUUAUGUAACAAGUUUGGGACAAACUAUCCUUUUAGGAACAUUCGAGAAGAACGAUUUACCAAUUGUAUUCAUAGCGCCGCCAUUUUUAACUUUCCUUGCUAUUCCAUUCCUAGGAUGGUUAGCAGAUGCUAAGCUUGGAAACUACAGAGUCUUUAAAUUAAACUGUUUCUUAUUACUAAUUGGAACAAUCUUCUGCUCCAUUCAUACUCUCUACUUUCCCAUGCUAAACUCUGUUGCACUAAGAUACACAGAUGCUGUCAUUGUAGUACUAGGAUAUGCAGUGGGUGCAGCAAGUAUAGCAGUUUGCUUAAUGAUCGCCUUGCAGCUUGGUUUAGAUCAAAUGCCAGAUGCUUCUUCCACUAACGUUUCAAGUUUCAUCAGUUGGUUUGGGUUUUUAAUCUUUCUUGGGUUCUGGAUUUCUAACUGGUUAUCGAAUGCACUCAUUUAUUGCAUACCGUUACUUUUGACAAUCGACGAUAUUUUGAAAAUGCAACUGUUUACCUUAUACCCAGUAAUAUGUUUGGCAAUUAUCUGCUCUUCAAUGUUUUUGCUAGCUCCAAAAUGGCUAAUUAUAGAACCAAAGUCGCCUAAAGCCAUCAAAACCAUCUACCAGGUUCUCAAGUUUGCGGCCAAGCACAAGGCUCCUAUUUAUCGCAGUGCUCUGACAUACUGGGAGGAAGACGUACCUUCUAGACUAGACCUGGGGAAGACAAAAUACGGUGGUCCAUUUUCUACAGAGCAAGUUCAAGAUGUGAACACGUUUCUAAGAAUACUUGUGAUGUCUUUCCCAAUAUUCGUCAUUUUAACAUCGGGUGGGAAUAUACUCAUCAAUUUCACGGUUGUUGAUCAAGACGUAAUAUUUGAUGCAAUGCAAUAUUAUCUUAACCCCAACAUCACCGAAUGUACAUCAAGCAUUGUAUACAAUUUUAGUUGCAACUUUUGGUGGAGUGGUAUCGUUACAAUAGUUGUCUACGAGUUUGCAUUAUAUCCAUUCAUAAGAAACAAAGUACCCAGCUCUAUCCGACGAAUUGGAGGUGCGGCUCUACUGUACAUAUUACUGAAUAUUCUUAAUUUGGCCAUGCAAUUUUAUCCAUAUGCACGAGCAUCAGUACUUUUUAUGGGGGCUCUCAGUGGCUUCUUAUCUGUACUCUUAAUAAACGGAAUACUAGAAUUUGUGUGUGCCCAGUCACCAUACAACAUGCGAGGACUUUUAACUGGCUACAUGAUAUUUCUUGUGCUUCUAUCAGUAUCUGCCAACUUUCUCAUGAGAUAUUUCCACAUUUUGAUCAAUAAACAUUCGAAAUAUUACGUUAUCCCUUCAAUAUCAACUGCACUGAGUUUAGUUGGAUUGGUCCUGUACUGCCUCCUGGCUCGCUGGUACAAGUGGAGAGUUAGAGACGAGGACUACAAUGCACACAGAGUGGUGGAGGAGGUCUAUGAUCGAUACCUCUCUCAUGUACAGAAUAACUGUGUACCUUAAGAGUGAUAGUCAAGGACAACAUGAGUCACAUGACUGAACUGACUACACUCAUGCAUAACGCACUAUCUG
Molecule: messenger RNA, 2196 nt
Organism: Halichondria panicea
Lineage: Eukaryota; Metazoa; Porifera; Demospongiae; Suberitida; Halichondriidae
Product: solute carrier family 15 member 4-like
Exons: 1
Coding region: 505-2127 (540 amino acids)
Biological process (GO): transmembrane transport
Cellular component (GO): membrane
Molecular function (GO): transmembrane transporter activity
Source: RefSeq, a predicted model, not a curated record